AUGGCUACAUCUGUUCAACUCACAGCCCCUAACGGCCACAGCUGGGCCCAGCCCACUGGCCUCUUCAUCAAUAACCAAUGGGUCAAGAGCUCAAACGGUGAGAAGAUUGCCACGAUCAACCCAGCAACUGCAAAGGAAAUUACUUCAAUCCAUGCAGCCUCGGCGCAAGAUGUCGACAAGGCCGUCAGGGCUGCCCGCGCCGCUCUCAACAACCCAUGCUGGAGAGAUCUGCCCGGAAUUGACCGUGGCAAGCUGAUGAACCGCCUCGCCCAGCUCAUCGAGGACAACCGACAGACCCUCGCCACAAUUGAGACCAUCGACAACGGAAAGCCAUACUCAGUCUCAUUCAACGACGACCUGACCGAGACUGCCGAGACAAUCCGGUAUUAUGCCGGCUUCGCUGAUAAGAUCUUCGGUCAAGUCAUCGACACCACCCCAGAGAAGUUUGCCUACACUGUGCGCGAGCCAGUGGGUGUCUGUGGGCAGAUCAUUCCGUGGAACUUCCCCCUCGCGAUGGCCGCCUGGAAACUCGGCCCCGCCCUCGCAUGUGGUAACACCAUUGUCCUUAAGCCCGCAGAGCAGACUCCGCUGUCUAUCCUGUUCCUCGCAAAUCUCCUUGUGGAAGCUGGCUUUCCGCCCGGCGUGGUCAACAUCGUGAAUGGACACGGUGCCGUCGCAGGUGCCGCCCUGGCCUCCCACAUGGACGUGGACAAGAUUGCAUUCACAGGCAGCACCGCGACCGCCAAGCAAAUCAUGAAAAUGGCCAGUGUAAACCUGAAGAACAUCACCCUGGAAACAGGCGGUAAGAGCCCACUCAUCGUCUUCAACGAUGCAGAUCUCGAGCAGGCGGUCGAAUGGGCCCAUAUCGGCAUCAUGUACAACCAAGGCCAAAUCUGUACCGCGACAUCCCGCAUCCUGGUUCAAGAUAAAAUCUACGACCGAUUCCUUGAGGCCUUCAAGGCCCAAGUGAAGAAUGUUUCCAAGGUCGGCGACCCAUUCGAGGAAUCCACCUUCCAGGGCCCACAGGUGACACAGGCUCAAUAUGACCGAAUCAUGUCAUAUAUCGAUGUCGGCAAGUCCGAGAAGGCAACUCUGGUCUCGGGCGGGAAGCCGGCACGUGUCGGUGAUGGAAAGGGAUUCUUUGUUGAGCCUACCGUUUUCACAGACGUGGAUCCUAAGAUGCGUAUCUACCAAGAGGAAGUCUUUGGACCUUUCGUGGUAAUUGCACGAUUCAGUGAUGAGCAGCAGGCAAUUGAUAUGGCCAAUGACUCGACUUAUGGUCUUGGAAGUGCUCUUUUCACCACGAAUCUGACCCGUGCGCAUCGGGUUGCGAAAAGGAUCGAGGCUGGUAUGGUUUGGAUCAACUCGAGCAAUGAUAGUGAUUGGCGCAUUCCUUUCGGUGGUGUCAAGCAGUCUGGCAUUGGCCGUGAGCUUGGCGAGGCGGGUCUUUCCGCCUACUCCAAUAUCAAGGCUGUUCAUGUCAACAUGAAGUCUAAGCUUUGA
Molecule: messenger RNA, 1503 nt
Organism: Penicillium olsonii
Lineage: Eukaryota; Fungi; Ascomycota; Eurotiomycetes; Eurotiales; Aspergillaceae
Source: the annotation of a GenBank genome assembly